This is a messenger RNA of Cannabis sativa, 402 nucleotides long. RefSeq names its product putative receptor like protein 25. Bases 1 to 402 code for a protein of 133 amino acids. NCBI's taxonomy places the organism in Eukaryota, Viridiplantae, Streptophyta, Magnoliopsida, Rosales, Cannabaceae. The record is from RefSeq and is a predicted model, not a curated record. The transcript has a single exon. Gene Ontology annotation, molecular function: protein binding.
AUGAAUGCCAAUACUGAGGAAUUAACCUACAUGCAAAGCCAUUUAGGACCAAUUACCUAUUAUGAAAUAAGCACAUUGACGAUGAAAGGACGUGACGUUGAGUUGCCAGAAAUUCAAACCAUGCUUAUGACCAUUGACUUCUCAAGAAACAACUUCACAGGAGAGAUUCCAAAGGAUAUUGGUAAGCUCAACUCACUCAAAGGCCUCAAUUUUUCACAUAACAAGCUUGUUGGUAAUAUCCCUUCAUCAUUGGGAAAUUUGACCAAUUUGGAAUGGUUUGAUCUCUCCUCAAACAAGCUUGAUGGAAUGAUUCCAAGACAAUUGGCUACAAAUCUGAAUCAACUCGGAUUUUUAAAUAUUUCGGUGAACAAAUUGGAGGGAUCAAUUCCUCAUGGCCCAUAA